CAACUGCGCACGCGUUUCCAGUUUCCAGUUUCCAGUUUCCACUCACUGACGAUCGCAGACAAAGCAAUUAAGCCAGUACAAGUAAAUAAUAUUUGCUUCCCCUUCACCCAUUAUCUGACAGGUCGCCAGCAUCUUCUCUGUUGGUCGUUGGGCCUCUGUAUCUUAACCUUCCCUUCUUACACUAUCCGGAGCAGUCCCAAUGGCGGAAGAAGAUGAGAACAUGAGUGAAGAGCUCAAUCCUGAAGAUGCCGAAACUGCGCAGAAGAUCAUCAAUGAAGAGUACAAGACGUGGAAGAAAAAUGCACCUUUUCUCUACGACAUGAUAUUGAGUACCGCGUUGGACUGGCCCACUCUCACCACGCAAUGGUUUCCAGAUGUCCAAGAGGUCCCCGGAACCAACUACUCAAAGCACCGUCUGCUCAUCGGUACGCACACUGCCGAGGGCCAGCCAAACUACCUAGAAAUCGCCAAUGUGCAGCUACCAAACCCUAAAAAGCCCGAUGUUAAGGACUACAACGAGGAAACCGGCGAGAUUGGAGGUUAUGGUGGCGGUGCAUCUGGCAAGAAUCAGAUUGAGAUCAAGUUCAACAUUGUGCAGAAGAUUGACCACCCUGGCGAGGUCAACAAAGCCCGAUACCAACCGCAAAACCCUAACAUCAUUGCAACAAUGUGUACGGACGGUCGAGUCAUGAUCUGGGACAAAACAAAGCACACCAGCAUACCUACCGGGAAGCCCAAUCCCACGUUGGAGCUCGUCGGGCACGAGAAGGAAGGCUACGGCUUGAGUUGGAACCCUCGGGAAGCCGGUCAACUGGCCACAGCAAGCGAAGACUCCACCGUGAGGUUAUGGGACAUUACGCAAGGAUCCAAGGCGAACAAACAGCUCAAGGAGUUCCGCAAAUACACACACCACAACAGUAUCGUCAACGACGUCCAAUAUCACCCCAACCUUCCCCAUUUAUUAGGGACAGUAUCCGACGACCUGACCAUGCAACUUCUGGACCUCAGAUCACCCGACACCACCAGAGCGGCCGCUAAAGGGGAGAAUCAACACCGUGACGCCAUCAAUGCGAUUGCGUUCAAUCUGGCAGUUGACACGGUGGUGGCCACGGGGAGCGCCGACAAAACCAUUGCUAUCUGGGAUCUACGGAAUCUCAAGGACAAGUUACAUGCACUUGAAGGGCAUAACGAUAGUGUCACUACGCUCGAAUGGCAUCCUUUUGAAGAAUCUGUUCUGGGGUCCAGCAGCUACGACCGGCGAAUCAUCUUCUGGGAUUUGGCCAGGGUAGGAGAAGAGCAAACACCAGAAGACAGUGAAGAUGGGCCGCCAGAGCUGCUUUUCAUGCACGGAGGGCACACUAAUCGCAUCAGCGACUUCUCGUGGAACAAGAAUAAUCCAUGGGUGGUUUGCAGCGCGGCCGACGACAAUCUGAUCCAAGUGUGGAAGGUUGCCGAAGCUAUUGUUGGACCCGACGAUGAUGAUGUGCCAAUGAACGAGCUGGAGGGAUGAGAGGUCCACGAAAGGCUUGAAAGGCUUGAAGCGCGUGCACGGUUUCGAGAAACAAUGGCGGCAUUAAUCAGGAUGGACUUGGGCCGGACGAAGGAGGACAUAGAUUCGUGGCUGGAUCGAGUCGUUCCUCCUCCUAAGCGUCGCCGUAAGCGUAGGUCGGGCUUGUUGCCGGGAGUUCCCUGGUUUCUUUGAACUACCUCCUCCAUCGGGAUUCACAGACUGGAAUUGGAGGAUUGCCGCACUUCGGAAAGCCUACUGGCUAUGGUCGGUGUACUGGAACAGCAGAGUGAAAGCGUUCAGAAGCGUCCGGGGUGAUGGGGACGCGAUCCACAAGAAUAGGUAGCUAUGCUUUCAACAACGAUGAAUGCUGUCACAGACGGAUAGUUAGAUUUCAACCUCACACUUCUACAGCGGGGUGCAGGAUCCGAAUAUCUAUGUACCAUAGUAGAUGUGCU
Molecule: messenger RNA, 1965 nt
Organism: Exophiala dermatitidis NIH/UT8656
Lineage: Eukaryota; Fungi; Ascomycota; Eurotiomycetes; Chaetothyriales; Herpotrichiellaceae
Product: histone acetyltransferase type B subunit 2
Exons: 3
Coding region: 200-1510 (436 amino acids)
Biological process (GO): regulation of gene expression
Cellular component (GO): Rpd3L-Expanded complex; nucleus; cytoplasm
Molecular function (GO): histone binding
Source: RefSeq, a predicted model, not a curated record